This is a messenger RNA of Kazachstania africana CBS 2517, 273 nucleotides long. It is a transcript of the gene TIM11, whose product is annotated as F1F0 ATP synthase subunit e. Lineage: Eukaryota; Fungi; Ascomycota; Saccharomycetes; Saccharomycetales; Saccharomycetaceae. The record is from RefSeq and is a predicted model, not a curated record. The coding region runs from base 1 to 273 and encodes 90 amino acids. The transcript has a single exon. Gene Ontology annotation, molecular function: proton transmembrane transporter activity. Gene Ontology annotation, biological process: proton motive force-driven ATP synthesis.
AUGUCCACAAUCAAUGUUCUCAGGUAUUCUGCAUUAGGCCUUGGCCUGGUAGUAGGUUUUAAGACGGACUGGUCUUUAAGGUCGGCAGCGAAGAGGAAGAAGCAGGAGCUGGAAUAUCAGGAACAGGUCAAAUUGAUCGAAGAAGCAAGGGCAGAAUAUGCUAAGUUAUACAGCCCAAUGAUAGCAAAACAGGGUAACGUAGAUUUCGAGGAUCCAAAUCUGGACUAUGCUGCGGUCAUUAUGAAUGCUGUGACAUCAUUGAAGUCGACCUGA